Molecule: messenger RNA, 2870 nt
Organism: Mus caroli (Ryukyu mouse)
Lineage: Eukaryota; Metazoa; Chordata; Mammalia; Rodentia; Muridae
Gene: Ptpn7
Product: protein tyrosine phosphatase non-receptor type 7
Biological process (GO): protein dephosphorylation; signal transduction
Cellular component (GO): cytosol; cell junction; plasma membrane
Molecular function (GO): protein kinase binding; protein tyrosine phosphatase activity
Source: RefSeq, a predicted model, not a curated record
UGAAACCUCUCAGUCCUCAAAGAUAGACGGACUGACAGACAGCUGGCAAGAGGCAGCCUGGGGGACAUAGCUUCUUCAGUAAGUACUUGAAGCAUGCCUCAUGGCUGAAUGAGCCUCCCUUGGGCCCAGCAACCUACCCCAGCAUGGUCCAGGCCUGUGAGGGGCGCUCCAGAGCACAGCUGCCGACCUUGUCUUUGGGGGCAGACAUGACUCAGCCUCCACCCACCAAAGCUCCAGCCAAGAAGCAUGUGCGGCUGCAGGAGAGAAGGGGCUCCAGUGUGGCUCUGAUGCUGGAUGUACGGUCUCUGGGCACGGUUGAACCCAUCUGCUCAGUGAACACACCCCGGGAAGUCACCCUACACUUCCUGCGCACGGCUGGACACCCCCUUACACGAUGGACUCUACAGCACCAACCUCCCAGCCCCAAGCAGCUAGAGGAGGAAUUCUUGAAGAUUCCCUCAAACUUUGUCAACCCUGAAGACCUGGAUAUCCCUGGCCAUGCCUCCAAAGACCGCUACAAGACCAUCUUGCCAAAUCCCCAGAGCCGUGUCUGUCUUGGCCGGGCACAGAGCCAGGAGGACAGUGACUACAUCAAUGCCAACUAUGUCCGGGGCUAUGACGGGAAGGAGAAGGUCUACAUUGCCACCCAGGGCCCCAUGCCCAACACUGUAGCAGACUUCUGGGAGAUGGUGUGGCAAGAAGACGUAUCUCUCAUUGUCAUGCUCACCCAGCUCCGAGAGGGCAAGGAGAAAUGUGUACACUACUGGCCCACAGAAGAGGAAGCCUAUGGGCCCUUCCAGAUCCGCAUCCAGGACAUGAAAGAGCACCCAGAAUAUACUGUGAGACAACUCACCAUCCAGCACCAACAGGAAUGCCGGUCAGUGAAACACAUCCUCUUCUCAGCCUGGCCAGACCACCAGACUCCAGAAUCAGCCGGGCCUCUGCUGCGCCUGGUGGCCGAGGUGGAGACCCCAGAGACAGCUGCCAACUCCGGGCCUAUAGUGGUUCACUGCAGUGCAGGGAUCGGCCGGACCGGCUGCUUCAUCGCCACCCGCAUCGGCUGCCAGCAGCUGAAGGCCCGAGGGGAAGUGGAUAUUCUGGGCAUCGUGUGCCAACUUCGACUAGACAGAGGAGGCAUGAUCCAGACGGCCGAGCAGUACCAGUUCCUGCACCACACUUUGGCCCUGUAUGCAGCCCAGCUGCCCCCGGAGCCCAACCCCUGACGCUCCACCAGCCCGUGGGCCUCUCAGGCCUGAGACAGUGGGUCUGGGCAAGUGGGCUGUGAGCUCUGGCACGGCUUCUGCAUCAGCACAGGAAAGGGAUCCCUGGAAUACUUUACAGUCUCAGGAAACUGCCCCAGCAAGCAACAGGAGCCAGGCCACGGGUCUUCACCUCCGACCACGACUCUGCCUUCUUCGGUGGCCCCCAGUGGAGCAUGCUGGAGCGUCCUGUGGCUCUGAACUUACAGAUAGGAGCUGGUCCUUGCAAUGGAUUGAGAGAGCAGCUGGAGUGCUGACUUAUCUAGGUGCUUUCGGUGAGCUCCCUUCCUUGUCCAUGACACAAAGAGUCAGUCAAACAGAAUGUUCCUGAAAGCCAUUCCAGAUGUAGCCCUGCUGAUGGGGCUGCAGAGAUGGUGAUUGCAAGAUCCUCUUCCAUUAAGGCCUUGCCCACACACAGGCCAGAUGCAACAGCAGGGAAAAUCCUGGUCUGACCUUGGUCAAAUCCUCUCUAUCCUACAUAGACUGCUCCUCCCCAUACACCCGUGAGUGCUAGACAACCGGCUCAGAAGAGAAUAAGGGCCUUGAUUGGCCUGCCUCCAUACAUAUCAUAAAAGGAGAUGCAGAGGUAACCAGCUCUAGCAGUUGGGAUCACUGGAUGAGCCCAGGAGUGAUGAUGUACCUGUCAUCCUAGCACUCAGGAGUAGAAGCAGGAGGAUUGCUGCGAGUUUGAGGUCAGCUAGAUCUACAUUUUGAGUACCAGGCUAGCUAGGACAACAUAACAAGAUUUUUUUUUAAGGCAAUCUUGAGCACUCUAUUCUCUGGAGGAGAUGAGGGUUGCCUCUGCUUCUAUGGCUUCCUUCCUGUCAUCUGCCCCCAACCACUCUCUGGGGGAAAACCCAGCACUCUCUGCUUUGCUUCUGUGACUUCAGAGCAUCCUUUAGGUACCCAUGAAGUAUCAAAGAAAGAGGAGAGAAGAGACAAAGAGCUAUGUCUGCUUCAAGAAAACCUACCUGCCAUACCUCCCCUGGCUUAUAUUUCUUUGCAGAGUGCUUAUCUGGUUCCAGAAGCAGGCUGGGUGGUCACCACUCCAAGCAGCAUGGGGCUAAGACCUUCAGCCCUCCUCCUCAUCACUUCACACAAUUUCCAGGGAACUCGCGAUCUAUCUCAGGGAUGAACUAUGUAUCCCAGAAAGCCAGACAAACCCUGAGUCUUCCUUGACCCAGACUGGGCUGUCUGUGGGGAGGAAAACAGAAUACUAUCCGUACUGUCUGUCCUCAGCUCCUGGAUGUGCUAAGUGACACAAGUCCUCCAUGAAAACCCCAAGGAAUUGGAGGAGUGACUGCCCCCUUGCCUCCUGGCAUCUCUCUGGAGAACGGGAAGUGCUUCUGGACAUAGUGUGAAAGCCUGUGAGCUGCACUUGAACAGGGAAGACAGGAGAAUCAGGAGUUCCAGACCAGCCUUGGCGAUGUGAGACCCUAUCUCAAAAGCAAGCAAACAAAAAGAAACUAAACAGCCGGGCAUGGUGGUGCACGCCUUUAAUCCCAGCACUCUGGAGGCAGAGGCAGGCGGAUUUCUGAGUUCGAGGCCAGCCUGAUCUACAAAGUGAGUUCCAGGACAGCCAGGGCUAUACAGAGAAACCCUGCCUCAAAA